GGAGAAAUGGCCGCCAUGACGGAGGGGGCAGGCGACCGGGCGCUAGUGCGCAGGGGCGGCCCGCGGCGCAGGCGCAGGCGCCUCGGCAUGCGCUCUGUGGCUCCCAGCGUGCUUUACGGCGCUGGGCUCGUCUCCGAUCCUCGGUAUGGUGACCGCGGGUGCUAGGGCGACCCGGCUGCUCGUGCUGUUGCUGAUAGCAGCCGCGGCCCCUAGUAGGGCCCGGGGCAGCGGCUGCCGGGUCGGGGCUGCCGCGCGCGGGGCUGGGGCUGAUGGCCGUGAAGGUGAAGGCUGUGGUACUGUGGGAUUGCUGCUGGAGCAUUCAUUUGAGAUUGGUGACGGAGCCAACUUCCAGAAGCGUGGCUCGCUGCUCUGGAACCAGCAGGAUGGCACCUUGUCCGCGACACAACGGCAGCUCAGUGAGGAGGAGCGGACCCGGCUCCGGGAUGUGGCUGCCGUCAAUGGCCUCUACAGGGUCCGGGUCCCAAGACGGCCUGGGGUACUUGAUGGUUCAGAAGCUGGAGGCUACGUGUCUUCCUUUGUCCCAGCGUGCUCCCUGGUGGAGUCGCACCUCUCGGACCAGCUGACCUUGCAUGUGGAUGUGGCUGGCAACGUGGUGGGGCUGUCGGUGGUAGCGUACCCCGGGGGCUGCCGGGGCUCUGAGGUAGAAGACGAGGACCUGGAGCUGUUCAACACAUCUGUGCAGCUGCGGCCUCCAGGCACUGCCCCAGGCCCUGAGACUGCAGCCUUCAUUGAGCGCCUGGAGAUGGAGCAGGCCCAGAAGGCGAAGAAUCCUCAGGAGCAGAAGUCAUUCUUUGCCAAAUACUGGCACCUCAUCCUGGGGGGGGCCGUGUUGCUCACAGCCCUGCGUCCUGCCGCCCCAGGGCCUGCGCCAGCGCCAACGGAGGCCUAAUGGAUGUACAUCAUUCCAGUUGUGCUGUUCCUCAUGAUGUCGGGAGCACCAGACGCCGGGGGCCAGGGCAGCGGUGGGGGUGGGGGCAGCGGCCGGUGAGCAGCUGUACCACCGAGAGUCCCCCAGACCUUCCUGUCCUUGGCAAGCCCAAGAAGAAGUUCCUGUCCCUCCGCCCCCUGUUGCAUGACCAUGGAAGGCUGCCCUUGCCAGGAGCCGUUGGCCUUCUUGAGGUCCUUCCUUCCUCCCUCCCUCCCUCUGUGCUGACUGAGCCAGGUGCACCUCCUGUAGCCCUGCGGCCCACGGCUUCCCUGGGUGCUGCGUGCCUGGGUCCUGCCGUGCGGCACCGUGUCCCUUUGCCGAACACCCGUCAUCACCACCCACACCACUCCACCACGUAGUCUGGGAACACGCCAAGUUCUCUCCAGCCUCUGUGCCUUUGGCCCCACGCCCCAUGCCCCCUCACUGUCACACUUAGGCUCCUUGCCAAGGGUGUGUGGCUGGGAGGCCUCUGCCGCUGGUGGCCGGGUCUGCCUGCACAGUGUGUUGAAGCCUCCAGCCCACUUUCCAUUUGGCAUACUGCACUCUUCGCCCCCUUCCUGGUGCCCCAGAAAACUGUGGUGACUUCCUUCCUGUCUCUGGAUGUCCCACUCGGGGUACAGCACCAGGAGAGAAUUGUGGGUCUCGUCACUAGUCUGUCUCUUGUAACGUACA
This is a messenger RNA of Peromyscus maniculatus bairdii (prairie deer mouse), 1621 nucleotides long. RefSeq names its product ER membrane protein complex subunit 10 (gene Emc10). Lineage: Eukaryota; Metazoa; Chordata; Mammalia; Rodentia; Cricetidae. Gene Ontology annotation, cellular component: EMC complex. The record is from RefSeq and is a predicted model, not a curated record.